Messenger RNA from Eutrema salsugineum, 2410 nucleotides. Its product is annotated as BEL1-like homeodomain protein 2. Lineage: Eukaryota; Viridiplantae; Streptophyta; Magnoliopsida; Brassicales; Brassicaceae. Gene Ontology annotation, molecular function: DNA-binding transcription factor activity, RNA polymerase II-specific; RNA polymerase II cis-regulatory region sequence-specific DNA binding. Bases 191 to 2410 code for a protein of 739 amino acids. The record is from RefSeq and is a predicted model, not a curated record. The transcript has 5 exons. Gene Ontology annotation, biological process: regulation of transcription by RNA polymerase II.
ACAAAGAAAACAAAGAAAAGGAGAGUCCAGAAAGAGAUAGUCAGAAAGAGAGAGAGAAAACGAUACCUAAGUUCAAUUAUCGUCUCUCUCUUUUCUCUGCAGCAAACUCCAAAGGAUCCUGAGAAAGAGAUAUUUAUAUAUAUAUAUAUAUAUAUAUAUAUAUCAUGAAGAAGAAGAUUGAAAGAUUGAUAUGGGAAUAGCUAAAACUUCUCCUACUUGUACAAUUCUCUUGAAGACUCUUUGCGAUAAUUCUAUGUCCCAAGAUUACCAUCAUCAUCAUCCUCAUCAACCACACCAAGGAGGAAUCUUCAGCUUCUCUAAUGGAUUCGACCGAUCAGAUUCUCCCAAUUUAACUCAGCAGAAGCAAGAACAUCAAAGGGUAGAGAUGGACGAGGAAUCCUCAGUCGCCGGAAGUGGGAUUCCGGUCUACGAAACUGCCGGAAUGUUAUCAGAGAUGUUUAAUUUCCCUGGAAGCAGCGGUGGUGGAGGAGGAGAUCUUGACCACGGCCAAUCUUUCCGGUCAAAUAGACAGUUACUUGAGCAGCAACAUCAGAACAUUCCGGCGAUGAAUGCUACGGAUUCCGCCGCCGCCAUGCAGUUAUUCUUGAUGAAUCCGCCGCCACCGCAACAACCACCGUCUCCGGCAUCGACAACCACCACAAGGAGCCACCACAGUUCUUCAACUCUUCACAUGUUACUACCGAAUCCAUCUCAUCAUCAUCAAGGCUACGCUAAUACGAUGUCUAUGCAUCAGCUUCCACAUCAGCAUCAUCACCAACAACACCUGACGUGGCAAUCUUCCUCCUCCUCCUCCGAUCAUCAUCAUCAUCAUCAUCAUCAUCACAACAGCCAAAGGGAGAUCGGGACCGUCCACGUGGAAAACAGCGGAGGACAAGGCUUGUCCUUAUCUCUCUCAUCGUCUUUAGAGGCUGCAGCAAAAGCCGAAGAGUAUAGAAGAAACAUUUACUAUGGAAGCAAUUCUUCUAAGGCAUCAUCUCAUCAUCAUCAAUACAAUCAGUUCAAGACUCUUCUUGCUGAUUCAUCUCAACAUCAUCAAGUGUUAAACCAAUUCCGAUCAUCUCCGGCGGCCGCCGCCGCGACAUCUACCUCUUCCACCGGAGCGGUCAAUAUCCUAAGAAACUCUAGGUACACGAUGGCCGCUCAAGAGUUGUUGGAGGAGUUUUGUAGCGUUGGAAGAGGAUUUUCUAAGAAAUCCAAACUUAGGAACAGCUCAAACCCUAAUACUAGCGGUGGUGCCGGUGGUUCUCCUUCGUCGGCGGGAGCAAUCAAGGAUCAUUCUCCUUUAUCGGCGUCUGAUCGGAUUGAGCAUCAAAGAAGGAAAGUUAAGCUACUCACCAUGCUUGAAGAGGUGGACCGACGGUACAACCAUUACUGCGAGCAAAUGCAAAUGGUUGUGAACUCAUUCGACAUAGUAAUGGGCCACGGCGCGGCGUUGCCAUAUACCGCAUUGGCUCAGAAAGCUAUGUCAAGGCAUUUUCGUUGCCUUAAAGAUGCGGUCGCGGCUCAGCUUAAGCAGAGUUGCGAGCUUCUUGGGGACAAAGAUGCAGCUGGAAUAUCUUCUUCGGGGUUAACUAAAGGUGAAACACCGCGAUUGCGAUUGCUAGAACAGAGUUUGCGUCAGCAACGUGCGUUUCACCAAAUGGGAAUGAUGGAACAAGAAGCUUGGCGGCCACAACGUGGUUUACCUGAACGCUCCGUUAAUAUCCUUAGAGCUUGGCUCUUCGAGCAUUUCCUCCACCCGUAUCCAAGCGAUGCAGAUAAGCACCUCUUGGCACGACAGACUGGUUUAUCCAGAAAUCAGGUGUCAAAUUGGUUCAUAAAUGCUAGGGUUAGAUUAUGGAAACCAAUGGUGGAAGAAAUGUAUCAACAAGAAUCAAAAGAAAGAGAAAGAGAAGAAGAAGAAUUAGAAGAAAACGAAGAAGAUCAAGAAACAAAAAACAGCAACAACGACAAGAGCACAAAAUCCAACAACAAUGAAAGCAACUUCUCUGCAGUUCGGACCACUUCGCAAACUCCAAUGACAACUGCACAGUCAGAAGCAACCGCACCAGACGCAGACGCAGACGCAGCAAUAGCGACAGGCCACCGUCUGAGAUCAUCCGACAUCAAUGCCUACGAAAACGACCCUUCAUCACUCCUACUCCCUUCCUCCUCCUACUCCGAUGCCGCCGCAGUCUCUAGCUACGGUGGCUCAGCUUCGUUUUCCGCGGUUGCCACGUGUCAACAAGGUGUUGGCGGGUUCGAUGAUACUGACAUUGAUGGUGUUAAUGUUAUAAGGUUUGGGACAAACCCUACUGGUGACGUGUCACUCACGCUUGGUCUACGCCAUGCUGGCAAUAUGCCUGAUAAGGACCCUUCUUUUUGCGUUAGAGACUUUGGUGGUUUUUAG